AUGGCCAUGAUCCGACCGGGAGCUUGUGUUUGGCACACCUCGCAUAGCGGCUUGAAGACCCAACUCAAAGUUUGGGCCAGCAGGUGGGACGGCGCCGUUCAACUCACGUCAAGUCUGACAGUUGCUCCGCCAGAUGGAACACCAUGGAUUCCGAGGAGCUUGGUGACUCUCGCCGAUGAGGAUCAGCCAGAUGUUCCGGCAAGCUUCGAUGCCAAGCGGGAGCCGGACAGAGACUACUUGCUCUUUAGGUUGCAGAAUGAAAACCGACGCCAGCAGUUUCGCUCUCGCUCCCCAGCUCGGUCGCAUAGCAACCAAACUCUGUUCAGCACGACUUCGAACAAGGGCCGAGGCAAAGGCAAACGCAUUUGCUAUGACUUUUGCAAUGGAAAUUGCAAUCGUGGCGACAAAUGCGGCUACAAGCACAACCUCACCUACCUGAUCAUGUCCUGGGCUGACGCAACAGAAGACGAACUGUUUGACUUGGAUACCACCAUGGAGCCCAUGCUGCCGUCCAUGUCUGACGUCAGCGAGCAGUCUGACAGCGACACUUUGUCGUUCAGGUCUGACAUCAGCGAAAAGUCUGACAGCGACACUUUGCCGUUCAGGUGUGAGAAAUGCGAAUUGGUCGAGAUGUUGACUUCCUCCCAGCCCCUCAAGCUGUCGCGGAGACAAAAGAGGCGACGCUACGAGGAGCGGUACUGGGACAAUGUCUACCUCAAUGCCCUCAAAAAGCUCGACCGCCGAAGAGCGCGGAAAGAGCGAGAGCUUGAAGCCAUUUUCGAAGAAUACAAGAGCAUUGUGGCGAAGGAGAGGGAAGCCCAGCUUGAUGAAUCUGACGCUCCCCGACAGCCUCGAUCCAGCUCCAUUCGCCCCCCAGCUGAGCGCUUCCGCGAAGUCUGCCUCAUUGACUCGCUCCGGGCCCACCGGUACAAGGUGCAGUACACGGCGGAUGGGCCUUUCUGGGCCAUGGCUGACGGCAACAAAUUUUUGCGCCCAUGGCAGCGUUCAAUCUCCCGCGUUGCUCAGAUCAACCAAUACCACGAUGGUCAGUAUAUUCUUGCGUACAGGAGGCAUUUUGUAGCAUUCCGGAUCCUGGAUGGCAAUGCCGAAAUCAACUUCACCCAUAAGUCGCACACAUGGCAAACAUGUUGGCUGUCCAGCGGGCUUUCUAGCCCUGUUGGGUUUGCGCCCAGUGAAUGUGCUUACGUUGUGAAUGAAGGGCUUCUCGAUGGCAUUUUCCAAAUCUCACCAUCAACCCACGCUGCACAUGGUGAAGAUCUGGCGGGGGGCUCGUCCAACUUAGUGUUCACUUCGGCACUCACAGGUGAAGUUGUCACUAGUGGAGACUUCCCUACCUCUGCCCCUUUCAUGCCUGCUGUACGAAAUUUCUGCUCUCAGGCUUUCGAUCAUCCUCCUUUCGCCAUCACUUUUCUCAAUGGCGGAUGCGUUGUAGCCUUCGGUGCUACAGUCGCUAGCCUUGAAAGUGGGCAUGUUGACGUUAUAUUGCGUCCAAUCAAAAGCACCGGGACCAGGAAGUUCUUGUAUGCCAUCAGAGAGGAUGAUGCAGAACUGGUGCGGGAGUGUCUCUGCAAUGGGCAGGACCCCAACACUACAUUCCCCAACGGCUUCACAGCCUUGUCAUACUGCGCCACGCAUGCUGCCACUUCCUCUUUGUCUGUCCUGCUCAGCGCCAAGGCCAGCCCAAACAUGCGUGGCUCAGAUGGCAACACUGCCUUGCACCAUGCAGUGUAUAGAGAGCACAUCGAUGCAGUCCAGCUGCUCUUACAGCAUGGAGCAGAAGCAGAUGCGCUGGAUGCGGGAGGGACGGCUUCUGCACACUGGGCAUCACAAGGCCGGGGCAUGGCUGGUUCAGCCAUAUUGGCGUGUCUUGCGGAAGCAAAUGCAGACUUGCAUUUGCAAGACAAAGAUGGGGACACGCCAUUUGGUUUGGCCAGUGGUUCUGGGAGUAGCACUCUUUUAGUGAUUAUGAGUGCAGUGUGGGAUCGAAUCCGCUGGGUGGAUGUGCUUGUGCGGCAUGAGUUUUUGUUGGCGGGGUUCGUGAACACACAUCAGCUGAAAAUUGCUUCCAGAGCCACGAGCGCGAAAUUUGCCUGGGACACGCUAGGAGGGAGAGAUGCUUUGGAUGCGCCAAUCAUUACGGGGAUGAAGUAUGCGUUCUUCAUGUUUUUGGUUGCCCCCCUCUUUCCGACACUGAAUGCUCACCCACACUUGAACUCGGUGCUUCCCAACCCUUCCAAUGACAAGUGUGGUGCGCAGGCCUUCUUGCAACAACUUUUACCCAUCAGCUUUUUGAUCGCAACGAUACAAAACAAAGAUUCCCAAACGUUCUACAAUGGUCUCUCCACCAUCUUUGACCGCGUGCUCAAGACACACCCUUUGAUUCGUGAGUACAUAUUUUCUUGCCCUUCCCUUCGCACAUCUGCUGGACAGAAGGGCGCAGCCCGUCGUAUUCAAUUGCUAUUCCUGUUGUCUUUGCCCUUGCCAUUAUCUGGCGCUGCCUUGCUGAACCAAAAUCAGCAGUCGGAAAAACCAUCGCAAAACAUGGCCACUGAAGUACAGCGUCGACUUUCUCUGUUCGAAGGCUUGUGCUUGGACUACAGAACUUUGCUGUGCCUGCGUCCUGGUUUAUGGCGUGUCAUGCCCAACCCUUUCUCCCUUCUGGACGCAGGCGAUGGCACUGUUUGGGACUCUGCUCUCGGCAAAACUCGAACCACUUUUGCCACCAUUUCUUCAUUCUUGGCGCAUCAGCUUCCUGUUCCGGCUGCACCCCUGAUGGACAGAACAGACAAGCGGUUGAGGGUCUAUCUUGCUUGCCUGCGCAAGCACACGGUCAACAUCUUAAAGGAGCCGCAGUCCGUGCUCCACGUCCUCAAUCCAUGCGACAGCUCCAUUCCAAAACGGCCUUGGGAACUCAAUCUCUUCACAAUGCGUCAGCGUUGGUCAUGUUCAGAAUGUGCUGAAAUUGAUGAGACCAGAGGUGAUGAUGAUAUGAUAGGUGGAAGUAGUGCAUGUGGGCAGCAGCAGAACGAGAAGUCUUCCUCCGGCCCGGCCCAGAAUAUCGCAGGUCCAGCUGCUCGCCUCUGGCAUGCUUGCAUGUUUGGCGAUGUGUGUGGCGGGGCUUGCCAUGAUGUCACAGCCAUGUCAGCUGUGACAGGAGAAGCCAUGAUGUGCUUCACUAUCCCGUGCGAGUUUGAGGAGCACAGCUUCGUGGAUCAAGUUCGCGUGCAAGCUGCCGCUAUAUUCUCUGCGCCGUACUUUUGUUUCGAUGUCUUACACGGAGACAGCCUUCUUGAUGAUGGAUAUACUUGUGCAGAUCUUGGCUAUCCCAGCGUAGUGUACAUGGUUGUAAAGCCAAAAGUUGUGGACUGGACAGAGAACUUGUUUGAUGCGAUUGAAGAUGGCAAUGUUCAAGAAGUUCAGAAAUGGUUGAAGAUGGGACAAGAUCCGGACUGCACCAUGAUAGAUUCGGCCCUGUGCGCGGCAACAGAGCGGAACCAUGAAUCUGUAGUGGAGUUGCUGAUUCGUGCUGGGGCCAAUGUCAAUUACAUUCCCAUGGGCCGUCCUGGGCCUUUGCAAACUGCAGUUAUUUCCAAUGCAGAAGGGUGUGCCACCCUGCUCUUGCGCAGUCACGCAAACCCAAACUUGUGUGAUGGUACUCCGGCAGCAAACACACCUUUGCACUUAGCCACUGUCUACGGAGAUGCGCCAUUCACUCACAUCCUCCUUUCACACGGAGCGGACCCAAUGCUGCCAAACGCAUACGGGCAAUCUCCGGUUGCAUUGGCAACCCCCGGCCUCGUAACCGCAUUAUGUUUGGCCGAAUGUUCUGAUGAUGAGGUCGAUGCUGCAACUCUCCUGCUGCGACAUGUUUCGAUCUUGGCCACUAUGGGGUGCCCCCCGAGUUUUUGGACAGUCUGUAGAGCGCUGAACAAUCAUCGCCAAGACCCGCAUUCCGAUCUUGAAGGUGGCAGCUCGAUUUCUGCAGCGCUAGACUCAAAGCAUUGGGUGCGUCUGUGCCAAAACAGAGCGAAGGCUUUGGAAAAAAAACGGAAAGUGCCUCGAGAUUUUACCGAUGAUGAUCUGGAAAGGCUGAUGGCCACAGGUUUGACAUCUUCUCAAAUCGACAUGAUUUCAACCAGAAGAGGUGAUGCCAUCAGAAGGCGCCGCUGGCAUCAGCUGUGGGAAAAAUCAAUGCCAACUUGUUUGAACCAGCGGUUUGAGCAAGGAUGCUGCAGAGGAAUCCGAUUGCCUUUAGCAGCUGACGGAUGGGCUCCUGCAGACUUGGGCUUCAUGCCAUCAGAGUUCUUGACAACAGGCAGGUUAUAUGAAAUUCCAUGCUUUGAUCUUCUCAAGCAAAGCAACCCUCACGAACGAGAUGACCACUUGAAGUUCGAUGAGUUGUCGCACACAUACUACGUAGACGGAACCCCCUUGGAUGUCUCCGUGACCGGAUUCCUCGCAGCGUUCCUGGAGCCGUUUGACGCGGAGAUUGUGAUUUCCCGCAUGCAGCAACAAUCAUCUUGGCCCCGGCCAGAGUACAUCCAUUUGACUCACAUCCGCAAGGCUGUGGAGUUUGCGCAACGGUUUCCUGUCCUCCGGCCUCUACUAUCCUUAUUGCAAGCCCAGCCCAUCAACAAGGCGUCCCUGUGCCGCUUCUUGCAGCAAGCUCCUCAAGAGGACGAAGCCAUUGUUGCAGCUAGAUACCUCCUCACCAUGACGAGUGCUGAAAUCCAGGCCCAGUGGAAACGCAAUGGUGAGGUUGCGUCUCGCCUAGGCACUUGGGCGCAUUUACAAUGCGAGUGUGUGUUGAAUGCGGGGCAAGCUGCAAAUCCUGGUCCGGAAAUGGUGUGCUUGGCGCGCUUUUUGCAAACAACAGACCGAUUGAUAGCACACAGGACAGAGUGGAGCAUCUGGGCGACUGAUGAAAAACUUGCGGGCACCAUAGAUUUUGCGCCAGAGAUUCUUCGGGCUGCCUGGUGCUUGUUGAUUGGAAGCGAUCCAUGGGGCUGA
Cladocopium goreaui is the source of this 5031-nucleotide messenger RNA. The record is from the annotation of a GenBank genome assembly. Lineage: Eukaryota; Dinophyceae; Suessiales; Symbiodiniaceae.